Molecule: messenger RNA, 3236 nt
Organism: Anopheles gambiae (African malaria mosquito)
Lineage: Eukaryota; Metazoa; Arthropoda; Insecta; Diptera; Culicidae
Product: phospholipase A1 VesT1.02
Exons: 5
Coding region: 1011-2165 (384 amino acids)
Biological process (GO): lipid metabolic process
Molecular function (GO): lipase activity
Source: RefSeq, a predicted model, not a curated record
UCACCAUUAUUCGACCAGAUCGUGGUACGGCCGGGUAUCAUCAUCACCAUCAUCUUCCCCAAACCAUCAUCAUUACCAUUAUUCACAUGCGCUCACACGUACGCAUCUAACAUACAAACUCGUCUUUCCCACCUUAGUACGCUACGCUUUUAAUCCCCCACCAAGCGCGCCAAUAGGAUUAGCGAAAUUCAUGCGCCGCGCCUCACACUGUCUCACGCGGGGGUCCGAUCGUACAGUGAGCCGGGUGAGAUAGAACGUUUUUGGGGGGCUGAGCAGUGCUCGGGCCCCGUAGCCGUUUGGAGACUUUUACUCCCCACGGCUCAGUAGCGUGCCGGACGCAAGCUUCUUAGGAUCAACCCUGCUAGCGAGUUUUAGUAGCUUCAACGGGAUCGCUCAGUACAAUUCGAGCACUUUGUGCAGCAGUGCUGCCAGCUGUAACGGUGGUAAGUGGUGAGUAGCGCACUCUCCGAAACGGUCGAUUUCAGAAACUACAACACGCAUUGCAUUUGGCCAGUGCACACAUGGCAAACUCGAUCGAUCCCCACCGAUGCAGCAAUAGACACAGUUGGGGACACAGUUGGGGACACACACACUGGACGCCAGGCUGUGCAUUGUGCAAGAAACCAUCAUCAUCGUCAGCUUGAUCUCCACACCCCAAAUGUGUACGGUUGCUAAUUUUUAGUGUCGUUUAUUAAAGCUGUGCUGCAACCGAGCGGCAGAAACAAAACGAGUGGAAGUGUGAACGAAGGAUUCCCCCCCAUCUACGGGACAUGGGACACCGAAGUGCGUGGUAAUGAAAGUGCGUCGUUCAAUUUACUGUCCCAAGUAGGUCGCAACGGUGUAGUGUGCAGUGAGUCCCCGGAACGUACCGACGUGAUCGCUUAGUACAACCCGUGCCGACGCAUCAAACCACAUUCCGAUGAAACAGUUGACAAUCUACGCGUUCGAUAAUCGAUUAAAGGAGCUGGCGGUUCGUCGUGAGUGAGAGUGAGAGUGUGUUUCUUGGGUGCAUGUUUGAGAAACGAAACGCUUUUUUAAAAAUGUGCCAUAAUCUUCCUAGUAACUCGUGUCGUUUGGUAGUGCUUCUGCUAACGAUCUUCGUUGGCUGCUUCCCAACGACCGCACACGAGUUCACGAUAGGACCGUGCCAAUUCCAGUACCUAGAACCGUGCACCUCGAAAACGAUCGCUUUCUACGUGUUCUCAAGUGAACACCCCAAGGAUGGCCCCGUACUGCUCGAUUCGAUCGAUCCGCACGUCCCGGAACACAUCCGGCUCAAUCACACCAACAAGCUGAUCGUACACGGCUAUGGCGGCAGUAUCGAUUUCAACGCGACCAAAAUGAUCCGCAAAGCGUACUUGCGCAAGCCAAACACGAACGUCUUCAUCGUCGACUGGGGUAAGCUGUCCCGGCUGCCGUGCUACCCGACGGCCGCCUUCAACACCAAGCAGGCGGGCGAGUGUACCGCCACCUUUCUGAUCGGUCUGCAGGCAAACCAUCCGGAAUUUAGCACCCGGGACCUGCACGCCAUCGGCUUCAGUCUCGGUGCGCACGUGCUCAGCUUCACCAGCAACGCGCUGGAGAAAUCGAUCGGCGUCAAGUUCCGCCGUAUCACGGGUCUCGAUCCAGCGCUGCCAUUCUUUGCCACCGCCCGGCCACACUGGAAGCUGGACCAGGGCGAUGCCGACUUCGUGGACGUGAUCCACACGAACGCGGGCGUGUACGGGAAGAUCGAAACGUGCGGGCAUGUCGAUUUCUACAUGAACGGUGGCCAAAAUCAACCCGGCUGUGAAAACGAUCAAAAUCAACCCCUGUGCAGCCACAUGAUGUCGGCCGCCUACUUUGCGGAAUCGAUCAACAGCAAGCACGGCUUCUGGGCGACACGGUGCACCAGUUACUUUGCAUACUUUUUCGGCUUCUGUAAGUAUCGCGUGGAGCAACAGCAACAGCAGCAGCAGCAACAAUCGUUGAUUGCCGGUGAAGAUAGCAGCAACAACAGCAGCAGCAGACAGGAAGAGACCGCGCAACCUGACGUGGCCCUGGGCGAAAACAACCAGGUGCCCGAUAGCAAUCGCAUACUGAUGGGCGAGUACUGUUCGAAUACCGUCGAGGGAGUCUACUUCGUGCCGACAAAUCCAGUGCCACCGUUUGCAAUGGGCUUCUGAGGAGUUGAUGGCGAUCAGCAGGCGGUUACUUCAUUCUUGCGCUGUGCGAAGAGGCGUGCACGAUCGCGUACACCGUCGUUUGUCGAUUUGUGAUGAUCUUUGCCACAAUACUGUCUGUUAGAUCUACAGUGCGAACUUGCCAAUGUGUUGCAUUGCACAUUAGGACUGGCGCAACGUUCAAACCGGAAAGAGUAAGCGUUAGAAUUCAUUCAGCUACCUUCACCGUAAAGCUGGUGCAAUCUGUGUGGAAGAUCUCAAAGGGAAACGCGGAAGAUUUCACCUGCCGCCUGCUCUAUGCUUACGCUCGAUCGACAGCUUUAACACUCGCAUAAACUCGCAUCAACACAAAAAAUGGUCAUAAAACGCACGGAGGGCACCGCCGUGUACACGUUUGUCUCAUUACCGCUGUGACGUUCAGCUGCAAGAUCAACGCAUGUGCCAAGAACUAAGCACCUAGGGGUGCAAUCAAGCAGCCAGUAGUGGGACUGUGAAUUAACUUAAAGACACAAAAAAUGGAAUGCUAAAUCUAACGCAUAACUACGUAUUAUUGGUGAUUUAUCGGGAUCAUCACGGGGACGAACUCGCGCAUGACUUUGCCCCGUUUGGCUCAUUUACGAUUGCCACACACACACACACACACACACACACACUGGACGCAAACGCGAAACGGGGUGGUAAUUUGUUCGGCGUGGAACCCAACUUUUGAUCGCCUAGGUUAAGUACACCGUCGAAGCUAAGACGCAGUGGCACGACCUUCACGACCGAUGCGAAAAGAAUGUUCGCCCAGGAUCGAAAGACUUACAAAAAUACAGGUGGAAUAAGCUAACUGCCAUCGGGUGGGAUGUGGGAAUGAUGUGACCAUAAUUACCUAAGUCGCUGUAAUAGAAGAUGAUCUGUUAUUCGGCGUACAGUGGUGAAACUGAUCAUUUAGACUUCAACUAUAUUAGUUUUGUAGUCAUUUUUUUCGUUUGCUGCGUAGUACGUCACAAUUCGUCAAUUGACAUCCCAAGCAUAUGUAUGUUGGGAUAUGUUAAGUAUUACUAUUCAAUAAACCAGCAUAAUGUAAGGUGA